Molecule: messenger RNA, 1291 nt
Organism: Drosophila serrata
Lineage: Eukaryota; Metazoa; Arthropoda; Insecta; Diptera; Drosophilidae
Product: GPALPP motifs-containing protein 1
Source: RefSeq, a predicted model, not a curated record
UUUCAAGCAGCUGAUCGCCAGUGUGCACACACCAGAGCUCGCUGGCAAAAAGCAGCGACUAAUAAGAGGAAGAAUCGACUCCAGCAGAAACAAACGGAGUAACGUGCUAAAAAAUCAUGUCCAGUGAAGAUAGUGGCAGCGACAGCAGCAGCUCAUCCAGCGACGAAAGGCAACGGAAAAGAAAGCACAAGAAGCACAACAAGGAUGUGGACAAGUCAAAGAAAAGGAAGUCUAAAAAGCACAAAAAGGAGAAGCAUCGUCACAAGGAUAAGAAACGCAGCAAACGCGAGGAGGAUCAGAUAGUGUCAUAUACUCAAGCACCUCCUAGGCUCAAUAUUCCAGACAUAGUUUCUAAUAGUGAAGAUGCCUUUGGCCCAGUUUUACCUCCUCAUUUAAGGAAGGAUGUGGUCCUUGGGCCCCUUAUAGAGAAACCGGAAUCCACUGCCAUGAUUGGACCAAUCCUUCCCAGCGAUUUUGCCCAGUCAAAUCCUUCAAAAACAGAAUCUGAAUUGAAGGCUAAGGUUUCGGAUGAUGACGACCUGGCAGGCACCUUUGGCCCUCUACCGAACGCCAGUCAAGUAGAGUUGGAGGAGCGAGCUCUGGCCCUUAAGCUGUCUGCUCUGGAGGGUGGUGGAUUAGGUGCCACUACGAAUCAAGAGGUCCGCGAGGAAUGGAUGCUGGAGCUGCCUGAUGUGGGUCUAAAGAGCGGCCUCGCUGCUUUGGGCAACAUGAAACGGACCUUUUACCAGGGAAAAGAGCGACCUGAUUUCAGCGAUCGAUCCUCCUGGACCAAGACACCUCAAAGUGAGGCGGCGGUUGCUGCUGCAGGGCCCAGAGCCUGCAGCUCCAAGGAAAUGGAGCAGAUGGCCCAAGUAAAAUAUGAACAGCAGCGAGAUGAUGAGCAAGAGCGCAUGGCCAAGAAGCAUAAGAAGAAACACAAGCGGGAGGAGUCCCUAGUGGAGCUGCACCAGAAAAAGCUAAGGAAGGAACAGAGGGAGAAGGAAAAGGAACUAGCUGCCUCUGGGUCGAAGCCAGAACGAAGACCCUUCAGCAGAGAUGUGGAUUUAAAGCUGAACAAAAUCGACAAGAAUCAAACCAAGCAGAUUGUAGACAAGGCAAAAAUACUUAACACCAAAUUCUCCCGGGGACAGGCAAAGUAUUUGUGAGGAUAUUGAAUGCAGUUCAGAUAUAUACGAUUUUAAUUUAAAAUAAUAAUUGCAUUAAUGUUUAAAAGAUUUUGUAGCUUAAAGAUAUUUUAAGUCGACAUAAAUACGUAAGAUGAGGACAUGAA